AUGCAGAUGUGGGCGAGCCAGUCCCCGGGCCAGGAGAUGAAUUCAGUCUUCUGGCUCUACGGCUCAGUCGGUUUGGGUAAAACCACUAUCACCAAAACCUUCCCUGAGAGAUGGGAAGCACUGGACAUGCUAGGCGCUUCUUUCUCACUCCCCAUACAACCCAACCAACUCAUCAUUGAACCCUUUCGCAAGAUACCCUCACUGGAAAACUAUAAAUCUGUCGUCAUCGAUGCCUUGGACCAGUGCAUCGGCCCCGAAGGCGUGAACAAGGAGCAGGGGCAAUCGCUUGUCCUCCAAUUCAUCCAAACCCUAGUCAUUGCUCAACUCCUCACAAUCCUCCUCUGCUCUCGACAAGAAAAAUGGAUCGAGGAAGCGCUGGAGGAACUCCCUCAUCUUUCCGGAAACAUGGAACGAUUCGCGUCGGACUCGCGCGAGUGGAACUAUGUAAAACCUUGA
Messenger RNA from Coprinopsis cinerea okayama7#130, 456 nucleotides. RefSeq lists its product as hypothetical. The transcript has 2 exons. Lineage: Eukaryota; Fungi; Basidiomycota; Agaricomycetes; Agaricales; Psathyrellaceae. The record is from RefSeq and is a predicted model, not a curated record. The coding region runs from base 1 to 456 and encodes 151 amino acids.